Molecule: messenger RNA, 3920 nt
Organism: Procambarus clarkii (red swamp crayfish)
Lineage: Eukaryota; Metazoa; Arthropoda; Malacostraca; Decapoda; Cambaridae
Source: RefSeq, a predicted model, not a curated record
GGUCGGCCUAUCAGUAGCGUGUGCGGCCUGUGAGCGCUGGGAUACGUUUCUACACACAUAACAUCAAGGAUUUGUAUUUCCUGUGAACAUUUUUAAGCUCAUAUCUUGCUGCGAAUACAUUACUAGUUAAAAAGUACCUUGGUGAUCUUCUCGUAGUGCAAACCCAUAUAAAAUGUCCCCUAUAGCUACUUCAUGCUGAAAUAUAUAAAUUAUUUGCAGAAAUAACUAGUUUACAUUUCCCUAAUAACGUAACGGGAUCGAUUGCCUAAUUAAAUAUUACGGUGGGUGUCGGUCGAACUACCGUCACUGGCUAGACUUGCAGCACACUCCCAGAUGUUGCCAUGGUUGAUAUUGUUGUUGGGGUGUGCGAAAUUCGCUAUUGGCGACAAGUCCCCGGAAACCUUAUGGAGCAACGGGCACCUGGAGACCUUCCAGAGCGAUGUUUACCUGGAAACCUUCCAUAGCGGCGUAUGGAAGGUCCCGGAGGACACGCCUCUCAACCUCACACUGUCUCUCGGGUUCAACGCCAGUGACGCCGUGUGCAGUGAUGGACGGGACCUGACAGAGGCGUGGCUGGAGGUGACGGUGGUGCUGGACGAGGACUGGAAGCUGGACAUAGUAAACAAGAGCGUGCAGUUCAGGGUGGCGGAGGUGUGUGCCAGAGUCAACAAGAGCCUGGCCUUCUCCGGCUACUACUGGGGACUCACCAAGCUGGCUUUCUUCCUCACCCACAACGACCUCGACCCUUACUUUACUAAUGCAACCUUACUGAGGGACGAUCUUAGGAUAACAGUGGACCGCAAGACACAGACGGUCGAUAUCCUCUUCAUGUCCUUUGGGACCGUCUUCGUGCUCUUCAACAACAUCAACAUGGGCGCCCAGCUGGAUCUGAAGGUCAUCAUGGGUGUUCUGAGGCGACCCGUCGGUCCCGUGUGUGGCUUUAUCUCCCAAUUCACCUGCAUGCCCCUGGUGACAUAUAUGAUGGGGAAUGUGUUGUUCACGGACCCGCUGCAGCGUCUGGGACUCUUCACGCUAGGCUGCAGUCCCGGCGGCACCUCCUCCAACUUCUGGACCCUCAUGUUCGACGGGGACAUCAACCUCUCCAUCACUAUGACCAUUAUCUCUUUGGUCGCUGCCCUGGGGAUGAUGCCGUUGUGGAUGUUCACGCUGGGGGAGAACCUGACGGAGGAGCACACCCACCUACACAUACCAUUUUCAAACCUGGUCCUGGCGCUCGUCAGCCUCACCGUCCCCAUCGUCAUCGGCAUGUUGAUCAGGUACUCCGCCACCAGGUGGAAGCGACGGAGCUGGGCAGAGAAAGGUAGCAAGAUUAUCAAGCCUUUCACUCUCAUGGUUCUCUUCUUCUUCAUUACGGUGGGAACGUUCAACUCUUACAAAGUGAUGGUGCUGAUGACGUGGCAGAUGGUGGUAGCUAGCCUGAUGGUGCUGAUCUGCGGCUACUCCUUCGGUGCCACCCUCGCCACGAUCAUGUGCCUUCCCAGGAAGCAAAUUAUCGCAGUCAGUAUCGAGACAGCCUUCCAGAACGGUGCUGUGGCCUUGAUGGUCCUCAAGUUCUCCCUCCCGAGCCCCUACAGUGACCUUGCUUCUGUUCCCAUCUUUUCUACUAUCCUGCUGGCUGGGCCGCCCCUACUUCUUGCGUAUAUUAUCUACUACCUCUCACAACGCUUCUGCGGGUGUUGUGCUGACAAGGGGCAGCUCGAACACACAAAUCAGCCAGGUCAAGAAGUCGUGGAUUUAAAGAGAUCAGCAGAGGACAUUGAGAGCACGUCUGCUAGAGAAACGUCUGAAUUCAUCUCUGAUGCAAACGCAAGAAGUUCGAAGCAAUAAUAUUAUUGGGUCAAAUUUUAUUACUACUGUGUAGUCUGAGGAAAUUUGGCUGCUGGUUGUGUAAUUUAAUUAGCUUCUCCGAGUGACCCAGGGAACUAAUAUAUACUACACAAAGUCUUCAUUUGAAAUUAACUGUAUACAGUACUAUUUAUUUUUUAAGGUAAGUUGUUAAAAUUAUUUGCACCAGUCCCAUUUCCCAGUGACAUUCUGCUGCCGAGAACAGUAGUGUCUUUGUGUACUGUCCUUCGCCUGAAACACUCAUAGUUUUCCAUCAGUGUUUUCGUAAUUAAACGUAAUUUUUCUGGGUUCGAAAAUCUUGUCAAGGCCUUGAAACUUUUUGAUAUACAGGUACAUGUAUUGUUUAAUUACGAAAACACUGUUGGAAAACUAUUAGUUAGAAAGAGUCCUCGUAGUGUUAAUUGUGUAAUUUACAAAGAGAGAGGACGGUCACACCCUCCGACGACCGACAUGGCGACGACUGGAGGUGCGCACAGCGUCUUUCCUAUAAAUAUUCACGAUACCUUUGAGGGUUUUAAGAAACCACUGCUACAUGGCACACAUUUGGAUCAUGAUCGUCACCCGGUUUUAGAGGAGGAUCCAGAGGGAGUUUUCCAGGACAGUAAACAUCACGGUAAGGCAAACAGAGUAGAGCGCAACGCUGCCAUCGUAGAGAGGUAAACGAGACCAUCCCGACCUCACGCGGCCUGAAUAUCAACAUCCACCACUCAACCAAUGUAGGACAGGUUCUCUUUGUUUGCAGACUUUCAUUAUUCCCUUUGAUGACGAAGAUAGGAGUGUUUUCGGAAAUAGCAGGGCACAAAGUAUCCUAUAUAAUGCUAUUCCCAAAAUAUUUAAGAUCAAAGUGCACGAUAUUAGACCUAAUAAACAAAGGAACUUAAUCGCAGUGGACCACUAACACAGCGAGGAGCUAGAAUUUUCAGACGUUACUGACAUCUGUGGAUAUAAAGUCAGAUGCUACCAACCACUAGGUGACCGAUUAGCAAAAUAUGUAAUCCGACAUGUUGUAGACAUUAUUGCAGACGACAUCAAGGCAGAUGAUGCAGGCUUCAGGCACAUGACAACCUAGUCUUCGGAGUCAAAAAAUGUAUGCGUUGAACAAACGGAGAACUGAGUGAUAUAGGCACUGACCUGCUUACGUUUCUAGACUACUUUCCCCCUAAUCUGGUUUGGAUUAACGGCUUCCUCCAUAAACUAGAGUUGUAUGUAUCACGUCCCACUCAGUGCUUCAGAUGUAAAGGUUUUUAACCAUACCUCGAAAAUUUGCACCAAAGACAUUAAAUGUGGGAAAUGCUCUGGUUCCCAUUACACACAAGAAUGUGCAUCAAAUAUACUCACCUGCUCAACCUGUGGUGGCGAUCAUGACAUUACAUUCAAACCAUGUCCUUCAUACAUAGCAGCAAGAACUUAGGUUCUCCCCACCAACAACCUGCAACACAGUAGUGCAGUGAUACAACCUAACUCAGUUCAUCAUCAACUGCAACCUCACACUCAACCAAACCCUUUGCUUGUACCUGAUGUGUCUGUCACUGACAAUCCUGCACCCUCAGAGUCCAACUCUCUCUCAUAAAACGUACAAUUGAGUUCUGAUCUUGUUGAAAAUCUUGUCACUCGCAUUGAAAAUGCACUAGAAAAGACGCUGGACCGACUCCUAACUAAAUUUUUUACACAAGUAAACGAACCCAUCCCUGAAGCUGAGUCAACACACCCCAUCGACAUCUACAGAGAAUGACAUCCGCCCUAACACAACUACCAUUGCUAGAAACACAUCGUUUGAACUGAUGCUGGAAAACCUCCUAAGUGACAUCGUAGCACGCCUUACCAAAAUCACUCCCCAGGCUAACUUACCACAAACCCCCAACCACCGGCACAAAGGGUAAGAAACCCCCAGCUGUACAAACCUCCCAGCGACCCGGCAUUUUGGCAAAAAAACAACAACACAUAAACCACAUUCUCCCACGACACAUCCUCCAACCACUCCCAGAUAUUCAACACGGUGUACUACUGGCACGUCCAAGAAGACCGAUGUAAUCCCAUCCUAGACGUUAAGAUCC